This is a messenger RNA of Paraglomus occultum, 852 nucleotides long. Lineage: Eukaryota; Fungi; Glomeromycota; Glomeromycetes; Paraglomerales; Paraglomeraceae. The record is from the annotation of a GenBank genome assembly.
AUGCUGUACAUAAUCGGACUAGGAUUAUCGGACGAAACAGAUAUCACAGUAAAAGGCCUUAACGCUCUCAAGUCAUGUGAGCGAGUAUAUCUGGAAGCAUACACGAGUAUACUUCUCGCCUCAAAGGAGAAAUUAGAAUCUUUCUAUGAUCGUGAAAUACAGCUUGCGGAUCGCGAGCUAGUAGAAUCCGAUUCUGCAGUCAUUUUGCAGGGAGCAGAUAAAGUCAAUGUUGCAUUCCUGGUUGUUGGAGAUCCAUUUGGUGCGACUACACAUACAGAUCUUAUUCUACGUGCAAGGGAGAUGGGAAUUCCUGUGACUAUCAUACAUAACACAUCAAUAUUGAAUGCUGUUGGGGUCUGUGGUUUGCAGCUAUACAAUUUUGGACAGACAAUAUCGAUACCAUUUUUUACGGAUACAUGGAGACCGGAUAGUUUCUAUGAUCGAAUAAAAGAGAACAGAACUAUUGGGCUACACACAUUGUGUUUAUUAGACAUCAAGGUUAAGGAACAGAGUAUUGAGAAUCUGGCAAGAGGACGGAAUAUAUAUGAACCACCACGGUACAUGACGAUAAAUCAGGCAAUUCAUCAGCUUCUUGAAAUAGAGGAAUCUCGACAAGAAAAUGCUUACACACCAUUCACGCUUGCCAUAGGACUAGCACAUGUCGGGUCUUCUGCGGAUCAAGUUAUCAAAGUCGGUUCGUUACAGCAUCUACUGAAUGAAGACUUUGGUCCACCGUUACAUUCUCUUGUAAUAGUUGGCAGCAGAAUGCAUAUUGUGGAAAGAGAUUACAUGAGGCAUUAUGUUGUUGAUAAAGAAUUUGACACGAUUGUCAAGAGAGAUUACAAUUUAUGA